This is a messenger RNA of Suillus plorans, 933 nucleotides long. RefSeq lists its product as uncharacterized. The record is from RefSeq and is a predicted model, not a curated record. The coding region runs from base 1 to 933 and encodes 310 amino acids. NCBI's taxonomy places the organism in Eukaryota, Fungi, Basidiomycota, Agaricomycetes, Boletales, Suillaceae. The transcript has 3 exons.
AUGUUCUCCAAUUCUCAUAGGACUACAUCACUAGCCGUUUCGCUCUUUGGCGCAGUGUUCAAUUUCGCUCUUGCAGUGCGACUACUAGGAGCUUGGCGGUCAUUCAAAUGGGAACCAGAAAGCGAAUGGGAGAGCUCUGAGUAUUCCAUCAGUAAAGAUGGAGUGCAUCUCGUAUGGGCGUUAUUGUGCGCAUAUUUUGUUGCGGCAUCUGCCAUCUGUCUCUUCGGUCUGGCAGGCAUUGUCCGAGGCAAAGCGUCAUUUGUCCGCAUAUAUCGUGACUACAUUGUCGGAGAUUUCGUGUUUGGCACCUUGUUUGCAGCCAUAGGCUCUUACGCUGCCUUUCGACCAUCAGUUCGCUCCAGUAUUUGCGAGUUGUUGUCACGCCAGCCAGACACUCUUCGGGACUUCAUCGAUUUGGGGCUGACUUUGGAGAACUGUGAACCAUGGUUUGAGCGGGGAAUAUUCGUGUUCAUGAUUGUUCUGAUUGUCAUCACCGUCAUUCGCUUGGUGGCGAGCCGCAAGGCUGACGUUUGUAAUUUGAUUACGCAGCUUCACUUCGUGUUGGCUUUAUCCAGUUACUAUACCAUUCUUAUCAGUCAUCAAGGCUUCCAUUUGUCAUCCCACACACCUCACUAUGAGCGGAUAUAUAUCCUACCAGUCCAUUCAGUGGCAAACAAAGCGCGCUGCACAUCCGACGUCGACCUACAAUUUGUAGACGCCCCCGUUUACGCUCCGGUCCCGCUCACGCAUGUUUCUUCGCAAGUCGCGGAGGAGUUGCUUGCGAAUGCGACCGAAGCAUGGGUUUCUCGAUCACACUCAGGCCAACAUGUACGGCCGCCCAGCCUCUCGCUAGCACGUCAUCAGUCUGUGGACCUCGGUUCGGGAGCAGGUCAGACCGCUGACUUGAUUUCGCUGGAGAACGAAAAGGCAUGA